Molecule: messenger RNA, 1428 nt
Organism: Lytechinus variegatus (green sea urchin)
Lineage: Eukaryota; Metazoa; Echinodermata; Echinoidea; Temnopleuroida; Toxopneustidae
Gene: cox5b
Product: cytochrome c oxidase subunit 5B, mitochondrial-like
Exons: 4
Coding region: 63-452 (129 amino acids)
Biological process (GO): mitochondrial electron transport, cytochrome c to oxygen
Cellular component (GO): mitochondrial envelope
Source: RefSeq, a predicted model, not a curated record
UGCAAAGGGCAUCUUGGGUAAAUAAUCACGAUACCAAAUUCGUGCCGAACAAGAUCAGCAAAAUGGCGACCAUUACUCUCAGGAAAUGUGCUCUUACCGCCGCCCGCAGAUGCUUGUUCAGCCAAAGUUCAAGAGCUAUGGCAGCUGGAGGAGGUAUCCCUGACAACUUUGAACAUGCCACAGGUUUGGAGAAGAAAGAACUUGAAAGGAUAAAGGCAGGAGAUGCAGAUCCGUUUCAGCUAAAUGUGAGGAGAGUGGCUGCUGGCACCAAAGAUAAACCAGUCGAGGUCACAUCGGCUUUCCAAAAGAGAAUAGUAGGCUGUAUCUGUGAAGAAGAGCAGACACACAUCAACUGGAUGUGGCUGUACACUGGCGAACCUCAGCGAUGUGAGUGUGGCCACUGGUUCAAGCUAACGGAAGUGGAAGGUAUAGCCGCCGCUGCCGCACAUUAACCCUCAUACCAACGGCAACACCAACAUUGAAUAAACCAGCCAGUACCCCCAUCCGUUGUUCAAACAUCCUCAUGGUAUAUAAAUCAAAACACUGAAGUUUUCUUCUAGAAACCAGAUCUUAUAAAUUGCCAUAAUCCAACAUGUUCGAUGUGAAUUACCACAACGGUUGGGGGUAUGCUUAAUUGUAAUAAUUAUAUAUAGCAAACAAGAUUUUAUUGAGAAAGAAAGAGUUUGUGGAUUUUUUUUUUGUGUUACUGUUGUGCGAUUCUACAAAUGUAGGCCCAUUUCGAUGAAUAAAAGGGGAAUUUGGAAAUUUGACUUGGGGUCAAAGUAAUCAUUUGCUGUGGUUGCAAACCAUUUCCAGUGUAUCAUAUUUAUUCAGCAUUGAUGAAGUAUGAAAAUUGGCAUUAAAAUGUACCAUAUGUUUUGUUGUAAAGCCUCGUCUGGUUGGGGUCGAUACAUGUAGUUCUACCGGAGUUCAAAGCAAACGAUUAGUGCUAUGAUCUAUAGUCCCACCAAAAGCAACGAGUGACUUUACUCAAUCGAGUUGUUGCAAUUUUUAUCAUUUUGUAAAGUAAUAAUCAAUUUAUCUCAUCCUUCCUCUCAAUCACACGUGUACAUCAGUAUCUGUUUCAUUAUUAACCACUAUCAUUUGGCAUAACUUUGCAGCUUUUAAAAAUCAACAUGAUGUUCUAUUUAUCAUAAUCAAAAUUUCGGGGUACAAGUUACAAUGAAAAGAUGCUAUUAGAAGUAAACCUUUGUCUUUGAUGUCAUAUUAAGCAGUCCUCUUUAAUGUACGGCUUACAUGUUUAUGUUACCUCAGAAACGAUACAAAUUAGAUUUGUUUUAUGUUUGGAGGAAGUAAUGAAUUCUAUGUGUGAAUGCUGAAAUGGAUUUGAUGAGGACUGCAUUGGGCAGGCAACGGUUUUGUUAAGCCUUGUAAUAUAUGUGGUUUAAUUAAACCUUGUUGAAAUGA